CGGCGGGGUUCAUGAUAUGGAAAUGUUCGACGCAUUCAUCGUCUUUCCAUGUAUAACGUCGCCAUCGCGUUGGUCGUUCGUGUGUUUAUAGCGACCCGUUUUGACAUGAUCUGGAAUCGCGAAGAAGUGUCGUCCAAAACCCUAGGCAAUCAAUUCGCGCUGCCGCCUCCUUCUUCGUCUGCAUCUAUACCAGAUGGAGGACCCGGCAGAUCCUGUCAAGGGAAAUGCUAACCAAGUGGAAAUUGAGAUUUCACAUGUUUCUGGAGCUGUUCAUGACCAUCCAACUCCUCCGCGACCUUGUGAUCUUGUCUGUGCCUUUUCCAAGCUAGAAAAUGAUGAAGAAGCAUAUAAUCGCCGAUCAAAGUCAUUAACAAAACUUUGUGGGCUAAUGAUUCUAUACAUGAUAGUUAUGUUAGUCGAAGUUGUUGGUGGCAUCAAAGCCAACAGUCUUGCAGUUCUCGCCGAUGCAGGUCACCUCCUCACUGAUAUCGUCGGGUUAUCAGUCUCUCUUUUUGCAGUGUGGGCGUCUAAUUGGAAGGCGACAUCACAGUAUACUUUUGCAUUCAACCGCCUAGAAGUUUUGGGUGCACUUCUUUCGGUGCAACUUAUCUGGCUGGUGUCUGGUCUCCUACUAUACGAAGCAGUCGACAGAAUUCACAAACCUAAGACGGUGAAUGGAAAGCUCAUGUUCUAUAUUGCAGCAUUUGGAUUUAUAGUAAACUUUAUCAUGGUCACGUGGAUUGGACAUGAUCAUUCGCAUCAUGGAUGUGAUCAUGCUCAUCAUGAUCAUGAACAUGAUGGUGAGGUCGAGGAAGAGGAAAUGUGUGCACUAACUGCUAAAGAGGACCACGAAACAAAUCUUCCAGUCUCCACUCCCUCAGCAAAGGCCAAGAUUCUCAAUAUAAACCUUCAGGGGGCCUACUUGCACGUCAUGGCUGAUCUCAUUCAAUCGGUCGGGGUGAUGAUCGCGGGAGCCAUCAUAUGGGUGGCACCACAAUGGUACAUGGUGGAUUUGAUGUCCACUCUCAUUUUCUCUGUUCUUGUUCUUAGCACUACUCUGUCCUUGCUUAAGAAUGUAUUUUGUAUUUUAAUGGAGGGAACGCCCGGGGGAAUUGAUGUUGAGAGUCUCGCAGAUGGUUUGAAGCGUAUGAAAGGAGUUCAUCAGGUUCAUGACCUACAUGUUUGGGCCAUAACACUUGACAAGGUCGCCUUGUCUUGCCAUGUUGUGGCCGAGUCUGGGGUUAGCUCUGGUGAGAUAGUUCACAAUAUCAGGUUGUACUGUGAAAGAACUUACAGUAUUCAUCAUGUCACUGUACAGGUGGAAUAGUAUUUGCCA
This is a messenger RNA of Syzygium oleosum, 1336 nucleotides long. Its product is annotated as metal tolerance protein B. Gene Ontology annotation, biological process: zinc ion transmembrane transport. The record is from RefSeq and is a predicted model, not a curated record. Gene Ontology annotation, molecular function: zinc ion transmembrane transporter activity. Gene Ontology annotation, cellular component: plasma membrane; vacuole. Lineage: Eukaryota; Viridiplantae; Streptophyta; Magnoliopsida; Myrtales; Myrtaceae. The coding region runs from base 194 to 1327 and encodes 377 amino acids. The transcript has 2 exons.